AAAAGGAGAAAAAAAGAAAGAAAGAGAAAGAGUACAAAUUCCAAGUUCCAGAGAGAUCGCAUAAAGUUCGGAAAUGUUGAAUUUCUCUCUCUGAUGACACACCCUCUCCUCCAUUUCCAACUGCCAACACUCACACACUCACAAACAAACACACCUUCUCUAUCGUCUCUCGCGUUUUCAUAGUCGCCAUAAAAAAAAAAAAAAAAAAGACAUCUCUCUCUCUAUCACUUUGAUCAUUUUCUGUGAAUAGAAAGAUGGCGGGAAAUGAUUGGAUAAACAGUUACUUGGAGGCGAUCCUGGACGUCGGGCCGGGUCUGGACGACCCGAAGAAAUCGUCGCUGUUGCUCCGAGAGAGAGGACAUUUCAGUCCCACUCGAUACUUCGUCGAGGAAGUCAUCACCGGCUUCGAUGAGACCGAUCUCCACCGAUCCUGGGUUCGAGCUGCGGCCACCAGGAGUCCACAGGAGAGGAACACGAGAUUGGAGAACAUGUGUUGGCGGAUUUGGAAUUUGGCUCGCCAGAAAAAACAGUUUGAGGGAGAAGAAGCUCAGCGUGAAGCUAAGCGCCAUCUUGAACGUGAAAGAGGCCGCAGAGAGGCAACAGCUGAUAUGUCAGAAGAUUUGUCUGAGGGUGAAAAAGGAGAUUUGGUUGGUGAUCUUUCAGCUCAUGGUGAUAGCACUAGAGGAAGAAUGCCUAGAAUCAGUUCUGUUGAUGUUAUGGAGAACUGGGCCAAUCAACAUAAGGAGAAGAAACUCUACAUUGUGUUAAUAAGCCUUCAUGGCCUGAUACGUGGUGAAAACAUGGAGCUUGGUCGUGAUUCUGAUACAGGGGGUCAGGUCAAGUACGUAGUAGAACUUGCCAGGGCCUUAGGUUCAAUGCCAGGUGUUUAUCGGGUUGACUUGCUGACAAGACAAGUGUCAGCUCCAGAUGUAGAUUGGAGUUAUGGUGAACCAACAGAAAUGCUCAAUCCAGUAAACUCUGAGAAUUCAAUGCAGGAGCAUGGGGAGAGUAGUGGGGCAUAUAUAGUCCGUAUACCAUUUGGCCCAAAAGAUAAAUAUAUUCCUAAAGAACUCCUUUGGCCCUACAUUCCUGAAUUUGUUGAUGGUGCACUUCACCACAUUCUACAGAUGUCCAAAGUUUUGGGUGAGCAAAUUGGUGGUGGGCAACCAAUCUGGCCUGUUGCAAUCCAUGGACAUUAUGCAGAUGCAGGUGACUCUGCUGCUCUCCUGUCAGGAGCUUUAAAUGUACCUAUGCUUUUUACUGGCCAUUCUCUAGGACGAGAUAAGCUUGAACAACUUUUAAAGCAAGGACGACAAUCAAGAGAAGAGAUAAAUUCAACAUACAAAAUAAUGCGGCGGAUAGAAGCUGAGGAGCUAGCUCUUGAUGCAACAGAAAUUGUUAUAACCAGCACUAGACAGGAGAUAGAACAGCAAUGGCGCCUAUAUGAUGGCUUUGAUCCAAUACUAGAACGCAAACUGAGAGCAAGAAUAAAAAGGGGUGUGAACUGUCAUGGCAGGUUUAUGCCUCGCAUGAUUGUAAUUCCACCUGGGAUGGAAUUCCAUCAUAUUGUUCCACAUGAUGGUGAUAUGGAUGGAGAUGUGGAAAGAAAUGAAGAUAGUCCUUCUUCUCUUGACCCACCAAUUUGGUCUGAGAUUAUGCGUUUCUUUUCCAAUCCGCGCAAGCCUAUGAUACUUGCCCUUGCUAGAGCAGACCCUAAAAAGAAUAUUACGACUUUAGUCAAAGCAUUUGGAGAAUGCCGCCCAUUGAGGGAGCUUGCUAACCUUACAUUAAUCAUGGGAAACCGUGAUGAUAUUGAUGAAAUGUCUAGCACAAAUGCAUCUGUUGUUCUGUCAAUUCUUAAGCUGAUCGACAAAUAUGAUCUCUAUGGACAAGUGGCAUACCCUAAACACCACAAGCAGUCUGACGUUCCUGACAUUUAUCGUCUAGCAGCAAAAACCAAGGGUGUUUUCAUCAAUCCGGCUUUCAUUGAGCCAUUUGGGCUUACUUUAAUUGAGGCAGCAGCUUAUGGUUUGCCUAUUGUUGCCACAAAGAAUGGUGGUCCUGUUGAUAUUCAUAGGGUUCUUGACAAUGGUCUACUUGUUGACCCCCAUGAUCAGCAGUCUAUCGCAGAUGCUCUUCUGAAACUUGUUUCAGAUAAGCAACUUUGGGCAAAAUGCCGGCAGAAUGGACUGAAAAAUAUUCACCUUUUUUCAUGGCCAGAGCAUUGUAAGACAUACCUAUCUCGAAUAGCCAGUUGCAGACCAAGGCAGCCACAAUGGCAAAAAAGUGAUGUUGAAUAUGACAAUUCAGAAACAGAUUCACCUGGUGAUUCCUUGAGAGAUAUACAAGAUUUAUCUCUAAACUUGAAGCUUUCAUUGGAUGGUGAGAAAAUUGAAGGGGGUUCCAAUCUUGAUAAUGUUUUAGAUACUGAAGAAAAUGCUGUUGAUGAAAUGAGUAGAGCAGAAAAUGCUGUUUUGAAAUUGUCUAGGGGUGUUAUAGAAGGCACACAAAAGGCUGCAUCCGCAGAGAGAGCAGACAAUAAUGUCGGCCCUAGUAAAUUUCCAGCAUUGAGAAAGAGGAAGUAUAUAUUUGUAAUUUCUGUGGAUUGUGAUACAACCUCAGAUCUUCUUGAAAUUAUUUCAACAGUUGUUGAGGUAGCAUGGAAGGACAGGGAUGCAGGAUCCGUUGGGUUCAUAUUGUCAACAGCCUUGACCAUAUCAGACAUACACUCUCUUUUGAUCUCAGGAGGCUUGAGCCCAACCGAAUUUGACGCUUUUAUCUGUAACAGUGGUAGUGAGCUCUACUAUCCAUCAUCAAGCUCUGAGGACAGUCCUUCUGGGCUUCCCUAUGUGGUAGACUUGGAUUAUCGUUCACACACUGAAUACCGCUGGGGUGGAGAGGGUUUGAGGAAGACUUUGGUACGUUGGGUUGCUUCUAUCAAUGAUGGAAAGGCAGAAGGACAACUUGUUGAGGAAGAUGAAUCAGGAUCGACCAUGCAUUGCUAUGCAUUUAAAGUGAAAGACCCAUCAUUGAUUCCCCCAGUUAAGGAACUUCGGAAAUUGAUGAGAAUUCAGGCUCUCCGAUGUCAUGUUAUAUACUGUCAAAAUGGUCCAAAGCUGAAUGUGAUCCCCGUGCUGGCCUCUAGAUCCCAAGCCCUCAGGUAUCUGUUUGUCCGCUGGGGCAUGGACCUGUCAAAUACUGUGGUCUUUGUGGGAGAGUAUGGGGACACAGAUUAUGAAGGAUUGCUUGGUGGUGUCCGUAAGACUGUGAUAUUGAAGGGAGUUGGUACUGGUGCACAUAAGCUUCAUGCUAACAGAAAUUAUCCUCUAGAACAUGUCUUUCCAUUGGAUAGUCCCAAUGUUGUUCAAACUGAGGGAUGUAAUAGUGAUGACAUUCGAGCAUCAUUGGGGAAACUAGGGGUUCUUAAGGGGUAGAUCAUUCUAGCUCACGAGCUCCUGGUGUUUUGGAAUCUAUAAAUUUUGUAUUGAAUAUCUGGCUGUCUUAUAUUAUUGACUUGUCAUUGUGGAUUU
Quercus robur (English oak) is the source of this 3530-nucleotide messenger RNA. RefSeq names its product probable sucrose-phosphate synthase 1. The record is from RefSeq and is a predicted model, not a curated record. Gene Ontology annotation, biological process: sucrose metabolic process. Gene Ontology annotation, molecular function: sucrose synthase activity; sucrose-phosphate synthase activity. Lineage: Eukaryota; Viridiplantae; Streptophyta; Magnoliopsida; Fagales; Fagaceae. Bases 255 to 3434 code for a protein of 1059 amino acids. The transcript has 13 exons.